This is a messenger RNA of Humulus lupulus (European hop), 1446 nucleotides long. RefSeq names its product notchless protein homolog. The transcript has 2 exons. The record is from RefSeq and is a predicted model, not a curated record. Gene Ontology annotation, molecular function: protein binding. NCBI's taxonomy places the organism in Eukaryota, Viridiplantae, Streptophyta, Magnoliopsida, Rosales, Cannabaceae. Gene Ontology annotation, cellular component: nucleolus. Gene Ontology annotation, biological process: ribosomal large subunit assembly. The coding region runs from base 1 to 1446 and encodes 481 amino acids.
AUGGAGAUUGUGAACAACGUGAUGUGCCUACUGACUGACCCAGAGGGGAUUCCCUUGGGACCAACCAUGUACCUUCCUCAAAACUCUGGUCCUCAGCAGCUUCAACAGAUCGUGAAUCAGCUUCUUAAUAAUGAGGAGAAGUUACCAUAUGCAUUUUAUAUAUCUGAUCAAGAGCUUCUUGUGCUGCUUGGAAUGUAUUUGGAGAAGCACAAAGUUUUCGUGGAGAAGGUACUCUCAAUAGUCUAUCAACCUCAAGCUAUUUUUCGGAUCCGCCCAGUUAAUCGUUGCUCAGCAACAAUUGCUGGUCAUACAGAACCUGUACUUUCAGUCGCAUUUAGUCCUGAUGGUCUACACUUGGCAAGCGGUUCAGGUGAUACUACUGUUCGCUUGUGGGAUUUGAAUACCCAGACUCCAUUGCAUACAUGUACAGGACAUCAGAAUUGGGUUCUCUGCAUUGCCUGGUCACCUGAUGGUAAGUAUCUAGUUAGUGGGAGCAAGGCUGGAGAACUUCAAUGUUGGGAUCCACAAACAGGAAAGCCAAAUGGCUACCCGUUAAAUGGACACAAAAAAUGGAUUACUGGUAUCUCUUGGGAACCAGUUCACCUGAGUGCUCCAUGUCGGCGAUUUGUAAGUGCUAGCAAAGAUGGUGAUGCACGUAUAUGGGACGUUGCUUUAAAGAAAUGUGUCAUGUGUCUAAGUGGUCACACUCUAGCAGUGACUUGUGUCAAAUGGGGUGGAGAUGGGAUGAUUUAUACAGGCUCGCAAGAUUGCACUAUCAAGGUCUGGGAAACAUCACAAGGAAAGCUAAUACGUGAAUUGAAGGGCCAUGGACACUGGGUUACCUCUCUUGCCUUAAGUACUGAAUAUGUUCUACGAACUGGAGGUUUUGAUCACACUAGUAAAAGAUAUUCAUCUCCAGAAGAAAUGAAGAAGGUUGCAUUGGAAAGGUACAACAAAAUGAAAGGCAAUGCUCCUGAAAGGUUGGUUUCUGGUUCUGAUGAUUUUACUAUGUUUUUAUGGGAACCUUUUGUCAGCAAGCACCCAAAAACUCGCAUGACAGGCCAUCAACAGCUUGUAAACCACGUUUGUUUUUCCCCUGAUGGGCAAUGGCUGGCAAGUGCAUCAUUUGAUAAAUCUGUCAAAUUAUGGAAUGGCAUUACUGGAACAUUUGUGGCUGCUUUUAGGGGACAUGUUGGCCCUUGUAAUGACCCCAAAUUCGUUGAGCGUUACAGCCCUGUUUACCAGAUCAGCUGGUCAGCUGAUAGUAGGCUUAUUCUAAGUGGCAGCAAAGACUCUACACUUAAGAUAUGGGAUAUCAGGACAAAGAAAUUGAAACAAGACCUUCCAGGCCAUGCAGAUGAGGUUUUUGCUGUUGAUUGGAGUCCGGAUGGUGAGAAAGUAGCUUCUGGUGGCAAGGAUAGAAUGCUGAAGUUAUGGAUGGGAUAA